Messenger RNA from Sesamum indicum (sesame), 1151 nucleotides. NCBI's taxonomy places the organism in Eukaryota, Viridiplantae, Streptophyta, Magnoliopsida, Lamiales, Pedaliaceae. The record is from RefSeq and is a predicted model, not a curated record.
CAUGUACGCCAAUUCUAGUCUAAGCCAAUUUCCUCUCCAUUUAUAUCUCAAAGUGAUGUGUUGUUCAGCCCUUCAUGCCUGCAACCUCCAUGGCUGCUGCUCAACAUAGCAGAGAGAUCAUAUGCAAGAAACGCCGCAGCUGGUGCUCCUUUCUCACGGCUUGUUUCGGGCGUGCUCAAGAACGAUGGGAGACGGAUACCGCGAGUGAAUAUGUUGAAAAAUUGGUCAAAGUUAAGAGGAAAAAAUCGGGUUUGGUCAGAACUAUUUCGAUCAGCCGUACAACAACGUCUGUGACGUCGCCAUCUUAUGUGACUGGUUCGAGUGGAAACGUUGCGAUGGAGAAGAGUAGGCAGCUUAGGCCUACUCCACCCCAUCAAGUGAUCAUGGCUAAUAAGAUAGAUGACCAAAUACUUGAGAAAAGGAACACACUCCAGUCAGGUUCAACAAGACACUCCCAGAACAACAAUACAAUCCAGACAAGUCAGAGCAACACCACAACAAAGUCGUCGGACUCAGUACCUCCGCCACAGCCACGGCGGACGAGAGAGAAACCAACGGCCGUCGUCGACGGCGGCAGAAAGGGCAAAACAGCCAAAUUUGACUCAAAGAUUGGAGCAGUGAUCACAACAGUGACAUUAAUAGUAAUGUUGAUUUGGGGCAAGGCGUGUGCAGUUGUGUGCAUGGCUGCCUGGUUUUACCUCAUCCCUCGUUAUUACAAUGAAGAACUGAUGAAAUUGACAAAUAGUUCAAAUGAUGGUGAUUUUGAUUCCUGGGAUUACAAGAAAAGGGUCAUUUUGCGAGGAUUGCUAGACAGGAAUCGGCACGUUCGUGGAAAAAUUCUAACUCAAAUCGAAUUUGAUCGAACUUGAGCCAAUUAUAUGACAAGUACAAUAUACUUGCCGUGUAAUUGGUGUAUAGUUCAGAUACGAUCAAACCUGAUUUGAGUAAAAAAAAAUUCCAUGUUGGUGGGAGUCCACCUAAAAAAUUAAUUUGCCAACAUUUUUGCUUGAGUGAAUUAUGUACAAAUUUUAUCAAAUUAUUUGUAAUUUUUGUGUGAAUUUUCUAACUCUUAAUUGAUUUGUUGCUAUUCAGAUGAUUUUAGAUUGUAAGAGACUAAUUUUUACUUUUGGUAAUUUGUUGUUCUAUGUGCA